AAACUGAUAAGAUACACACAUUCCAAAACACACAAACGCUCUGAAUUAUUAUUUAAAGAAGAAAAAAAUGGGAAAGAAGAGCUCUGUAUCAAUCCUCUGCUUCAUACUCAUAAGCUUCAGUCCCAUUUUUGUUUCUGCACAACAAACUUGUGAUGAAGCUUCUGGGACUUUCAAACCCAAUAGUCCAUAUGAGAAGAACCGCCUUCUCAUAAACUCUACUCUUGCUUCUAACGUCACGGCUCACGCCGGCUACUUCAACGGCUCCAUCGGGGUAGGUCUGGACAGAGUUUACGCCUUGGGGAUGUGCGCUCCAGGUGCUGAACCACAAGCUUGCUCACACUGUGUCCAGGCCGCCUCAGACAGUUUACUAAGUACCUGUUUGAACCAAACAGAGGCUUUCGUAUGGUCAGGUGACGAGUUCCUUUGCCUUGUUCGCUACUCCAGCAAGUCCUUCUCUGGGGUCCUCGCCUUGGAGCCUAUUACACCGUUUUAUAAUGUAAUGGACGUAAGAAAAGAAAACCAGAAGGAGUUUGAUAGUGUGUUGGACGGGUUAGUGCUUCGUAUGAUCACGAGAGUUUCUUCCUCGGAGAGAAACAAUUCAUCUACUUCUUUAUCAUUGUCUGGUAAAUACUAUGCAAAGGAUGUAGCUCCAGUGCCGGUUUACAGGAACAUAUUGAUGCUGAUGCAAUGCACUCCAGAUAUUUCUUCAAAGGAUUGUAGUCUUUGUCUUGAGUCAAGCGUUGAUUACUAUAAAAAAGUGUAUCAUGGGAAGAGAGGUGUCAUUAUGUUGCGGCCAAGUUGCUUUUUCCGGUGGGAGUUGUAUAAUUUCUCUGGUGCUUUUGAUCAUAUUAAUGAUCCGCCUCCGCUUUUAGACAGUCCUUCUGUUAAUUUGACCGAUAUAACCAAAAAAGAUAAAAAUAUCUCACGAGGAGUUGUCGCAGCGAUAGUUGUAGUUAUUGUGGUUAUCAUAGUAUUGAUUUCUGUAGGCAUGUUUAUGUUCAAGAGGAGAAAGAAAAAGCAAGAUAUACAACUUUCAACUGAAGCGGAAUCUGUUCAAUUUGGUUUUAAGACAAUUGAAGCUGCGACGGGCAAUUUUUCCGAGGCGAACAAGCUUGGGGCAGGUGGAUUUGGUGAGGUUUACAAGGGCAUCCUCAUGAAUGGAACUGAAGUUGCGGUAAAGAAACAUUCAAAAACAGCAGGACAGGGUGAAAGAGAGUUCAAGAACGAGGUUGUUGUUGUUGCAAGGCUUCAGCAUAUAAAUCUUGUUAGACUUCUUGGCUUUUCACUUCAAGGAGAAGAAAAGUUACUCGUCUAUGAGUUUGUUCCUAACAAAAGCCUUGAUUAUUUCCUCUUCGAUGCUAGUAAGAGAGUUCAGCUGGACUGGACUGUGAGACACAACAUCAUUGGUGGGAUCAGUCGUGGUAUUUUAUAUCUUCAUCAAGAUUCAAGGCUCAAGAUCAUACACCGCGAUCUCAAAGCUAGUAACAUUCUAUUAGAUGCGGAUAUGAAUCCAAAAAUUGCUGAUUUCGGAACGGCAAGGAUCUUUGGAAUGAACCAAACUGUAGGCAAUACAUCAAGAGUAGUUGGAACCUUCGGUUACAUGCCACCUGAGUAUGUGAUACAUGGCCAAUUCUCGAUGAAAUCAGAUGUAUAUAGCUUUGGAGUAAUGAUUCUUGAGAUCAUUAGUGGCAAAAAGAAUAGCAGCUUCCGUCAGAUGGAUGGUUUAGUUAACAACUUAGUCACAUAUGUUUGGAGACUUUGGGAGAACAAAUCAUUGCCUGAUCUCGUUGAUCCUGGUAUCAAAGAAGACAGUAACAUCGAUGAAGUUGUUAGAUACAUUCAUAUUGGACUGUUAUGCGUUCAAGGAAAUCCUGCAGAUCGUCCCAAAAUGUCAACGAUUCAACAAAUGCUCACAACCAGCUCUAUUAGUCUGCCUGUACCUCUGCCACCUGGAUUUUUUUUUGGGAACAGGCCAGGAACGACCAUGUCAGGCCUGGACCCCAGUCAAUCGAGCAGCAAGUCUUAUACUUGUUCUGUGGAUGAAGCAACAAUCACUGAUGUUAAUCCUCGUUGAAUAGUCAAGAUGUUCUGUUUAGUUCACUUGUUUCUAGUUUCCACAAAGGCUUGUCACUUGUUUUAUGUCCACAUAUGUAAAAGUUCGACUGAUUUAGCAUAAAACUCGAUAUUAAAAUU
Messenger RNA from Raphanus sativus (radish), 2193 nucleotides. RefSeq names its product cysteine-rich receptor-like protein kinase 17. The record is from RefSeq and is a predicted model, not a curated record. Lineage: Eukaryota; Viridiplantae; Streptophyta; Magnoliopsida; Brassicales; Brassicaceae. Gene Ontology annotation, molecular function: protein kinase activity; ATP binding. Gene Ontology annotation, biological process: protein phosphorylation. Bases 68 to 2074 code for a protein of 668 amino acids. The transcript is spliced from 7 exons.